GAUUAUAUAAGCCGGACUUUCGAGACGAAGGCGACUUUUUAUUUCUUCUCGAACUUAUAUCAGAGGGACGAUGACGGAUUCCGAUUCAUUCUGUGGACUUCCUGUCUCUCACCCACCACAUUGCGGAAGUAGUGCGGUAUAGGCAAGCCUCUGCUAGACGGAAGAAUUAUAGACCUCCGUUGAGUGCGCUGGGCAAUUCUCCCGUGGCCUCUGCGAAAUUCGAGAGGGGUCGACAUACAGUACAGAACGUGUAUCUUUACCUGUUUUCUAUACCACGCAUCUCCUCGUUUCUACCUCGUGAACGCAUUUCCUGAAAAUAAAAGACGGCUGGAUCCCACCGCAGUUUGUGUCAUAUUGUCGUCAGAAGCUUCCCGAGGUCAUCCAUGUCACUAGAUCCUCACCCCACAAAUACUCAGUCUCAAGGCUUUUCAGACGGACUACUCGUCGCCAAUCAGCUAAACAGGAAUUCUGCAGAGGGUAUGGAAUAUAUGAAGGAACAGGUGCUUGUAGGCCAGACGAUAUUGCAGCAGGCGGUGGACGUUAUUGACCAAUUCCUUACCUCCGACGAACAACUCUCCGUGAACUCUCAAUAUCUUCCGGGCUCUACAAUUGGAAAACAUCUGAGGCAUGCCAAUGAUCAUUAUAGGGCCUUGAUUCAGGUCGUCAACUCCCAGUCUUCCCACUCUUAUACUUUAGACUAUGACCGAAGUCGUACACGGAACUCUCCAAUGGAAACUAAUAGGACCGCCGCCCGAGAGCUUUUGACAGAGACGAUACAGAGCCUCGGAGAUUUACCAAAUAUCACUCAUUGGAAUGCACCCCUCUUAUUGCAUGCUAUCACGCCAUACGAUCACCAAAUGCGAAGCUCACUGGGAAGAGAGCUGUGGUUCGCCAGUCUUCAUUGCGUCCAUCACUGGUCUAUGGUCCGAGUGAUAGCGGGAGAAAUGGGUAUCACGCUUUCCGAAGAGUUUGGGUUUGCUCCGUCGACCCUUGUCCACCAAGGUCGCGACGCUCCGCUCAGUAAAGCAAGAAUAUGAACUCUCCUGUUGUACCUUUGGUUGUAUUACUAUAUACUACUAAUAUAACGUUUGGAUGCUUCUCUU
Molecule: messenger RNA, 1103 nt
Organism: Marasmius oreades (fairy-ring Marasmius)
Lineage: Eukaryota; Fungi; Basidiomycota; Agaricomycetes; Agaricales; Marasmiaceae
Exons: 6
Coding region: 384-1037 (217 amino acids)
Source: RefSeq, a predicted model, not a curated record